UGUACAUAUUCCUCACACAAUGAUUCCGGCUCUUAUUGUGUAGAGCAGAUUCACGGCUGCACGGUAAUAAAUAAAUUGCACUGAACUUGGUCACUCUUGAUUUGUUUGUAGACAUGUCAGGUACCAAGGUAAAAACGCCUACGGGAGUUAAGAAAUCAGCUACAGUUAAUUCUACUACAAAUGGAGUAACAAAAUUGCAAAAUGGUGUUCAACCAUCUGUAAAGCCGAACACUCCAAAUCCAACUCCAAAAAAAGCAAAAAAUAAAAACAAGUCACACAAAGUCAUUGGAAAAACUGUUGGAAAUUUUAAAUGUACGAGUGACUCUUGUGGAAAAUCUUGGAGCUCCGUCCACGCUUGGACGAGUGAGCGAUUCUUUUGUGAAUUAUGCAAUUCGAAAGCGAAAGUUCUGAAUUUUGUGGACGAGGAAUGCACAUUAGACUGUUACAACUGUGCUUAUUGUGGGGAAAGCUGGCAAUCAAUUCAAGACCUAAGGAAGAGUGAGGAAGAAUGUUACUGUGGAAAAUUUGUUGCUAAAAAUGGGACGCAGAAACGAUUUGGACGUCACUACUUUUAUCGGUGUUUGAACAAAAACGAAGGAUGUGGAAUUGAAUGGGAAGAUUUUUACCAUGGGAUGCAAUACAGCCAGAGAUGCACUACUUGUGGGUCGGCUGGGCUUAUGCACAGUGUAUCAAAGGUCAACCCAGCUCAUCCUCAACAGAGACCUGGGGGGAGGAAUAUAUUUGGAGGAGGUGGAUCGCAUAAUAUUGAAGGGUGUGACAUGUGUCAAGCACUGAUUCGACAAGGCGUUGCAAGAGCGUGUACACGUAAAAACAGAGUUGUUUUCAGUGUCGAACAACAUCCGGAUGGAACAACUACGGAAAAUGUGGUAGAAGCAAGAUGAAGUACUUGGUCACGACGAUUAAUCCAUCUGACUUAUUAUUUACGAAUAAAUCAAAGUAAAUUUCUCGCGUAAUUGAAAUUA
This is a messenger RNA of Folsomia candida, 983 nucleotides long. Its product is annotated as zinc finger protein 54. The coding region runs from base 114 to 902 and encodes 262 amino acids. The transcript is spliced from 5 exons. The record is from RefSeq and is a predicted model, not a curated record. Lineage: Eukaryota; Metazoa; Arthropoda; Collembola; Entomobryomorpha; Isotomidae.